GGAGGGGUAGAAAGAGUUGAGCUCUUCUCUGGAGUAAAUCUCUCUCAAUCUGAUCAGAGUGUGAGGUGGACUAACUCACCACAGUGUGGAUACACAGGCUGCACCCACUGGGACUCAAAGGUUUUCUCCAUUCUUCAGUGACAGAGGAGACAAGGCAACAUCCAGAAUAAAAUUAAAUCUCCUGAGUGACGAAGAAGAUAAAAGAUAAAACUGUUAUUUCACAUUGUUCCUCACAGAUACUUUGAGAUCUUUGUUAUUGUGCACCCCGAUGUCUCCUCUCCAACAACAAAGAAGUCAACGCAACCUUUACCUUAAACUGGCAUCACACAUUUUGAAGUGAAGCCAAGCUCCUUAGUCUUACUGGCUGAACUGUGGAUGGAGAUUAUGAGGACCUCUCAGUUGCUUCACCUGUUCCUCGCUCCUAUUGUGUUUUCUUUACAUUCACUCCUCCCCUGCCCUGCGUCUGCCAGCACAGGGUCUGACUAUGACUAUGGAGCACACCCACGCUUUGUUUGCACCCCUAUCCCCGUGGAUGCAGACCCUGCCUGCUUCCCCGCAGGGGGUCCAUGCGUAGGGGCGUCAGGGCCCAGCGGGCCAGGCCAUCAAAGUGCACCUCCUGCUGGCUGGUGGGGGGCGAGCGAAGAGGCCAAAGCCACCAUCCUCCACCUGAGGGAGAGCCUCGUUCAGCAGAAAGAGACCAUCCUGGACCAGAGGGAGACCAUCAGGGAGCUGACGGCCAAGCUCACCCUGUGCGAGGGCCUCGGACGGGAUGCGACGCCUCACACCGAGCACCACGGCACAGGCUCGCACUCUCAUCACGCAUCAGUGGCCGGCCAUCACACAUACAAUGACAACGGGCACUAUAGCAACCACCAGGGUCACCAUGGAAACCUCAUCCCAGACUCACCGCACUACCCCUCUGUAGGGGGGCAACGAUCUGAUGGAGGGCACAGCAGCAACCAUCAGGCGAAGGAUAAACAUGUGACGCCAGGGGAGAUCACAUCCUCACCAGAGCAGAUGGAGAGGAUGCUGCAUGCGCUGAAGGAGAGGCUGGACAACCUGCAGAAGAGGAACAUAUCCAUCGCCUACUCCAGCUCUCUGAAGGAGCUGCUUCAGAGGAAGAUCACCGCUCUGGAGCAGCAGCUGCACCAUCACACCUCCGCCCUCAGCAGCCCGGACCACCACGAUGACGACAGCAGCCACAGAGAUGACGGAGACCAUCACGACGACGAUCAUCACGAUGAUGAUCACCACGACGACGGACACCCGAAUGACCACAAGGAUGACCACAAUGAUGGCAGCGACAGCGACAGCCACACCGACCAUCAUGAUGACAGACACAAUGAUGACCAUCAUGAUGUGGAUGGUGACCAUGACGACCACCAUGACAGUCACCACGAAGAUCAUGAUGAUCAUGAUCAUUAUGAUCAUGAUGAUCACCACAGUAACGAAGCAGACAGUCACAGUUACCUGUCACACACAGGAUACAGAGAACCAGGGCCACGGACUGGUUUCCACGCAAAUAAACUGGAGUCAGUGCUCAACCAGCUGCACCUCGCAGGUUCCAGGAAGAAAUUCAAGAGUCCCGAUGCCUUCCAGAUCAGCUUCCCCAUGAGGACCAACUACAUGUAUGGGCGGAUGAAGAGGACGCUGAUGCAGGAGAUCUUUGCUCUGACUUUGUGUCUUUGGAUCAAGGCGGGUGUUGGGCCCGUCCUGGGGACACCUUUUUCUUACUCCGCACCUGGACAGGCCAAUGAACUGGUGCUCAUCGAGUGGGGCAGCAACCCCAUGGAGCUGCUGAUAGACGACAAGGCUGCGACGCUGCCCCUGUCUCUGGGUGACGGGAAGUGGCACCACGUGUGUGUGACCUGGUCAACAAGAGACGGACAGUGGGAGGCCUACCAGGAUGGAGUGCAGAGGGGGUCUGGGAUAAAUCUUUCCCCCUGGCACCCUAUCAAACCUGGAGGUGUCUUCAUCCUGGGACAGGAACAGGACACUCUGGGAGGUCGUUUCGAUGCCACUCAGUCGUUUGUGGGCGAGAUAUCCGACCUGCACAUGUGGUCACAUGUCCUGACUCCCAGUGACAUCUACAGCCUGGCGUCCUGCGGCAGCCACCUCAGAGGAGACAUCCUCGCCUGGUCUGAGUCAGAGGUGGAGCUUCGUGGAGGUGUCGCCAAAUACCCCUUUGACCCCUGCCACUAAAAGGCUGGAGAAGAACGCUGAGAACAUUUAUCACAUAUCGAAAGGUUCAGGAAUAAAACAGGAGCCCCUCUGACUUAUUUUUCGGGAUGAUGACUCAGUGGCACAAACUCAUUGCCUUCCUUUAGACUGAAUCAGUGACUUUUUCUUUGAAAAGAAAAACAAUAAGUCUAAUCUGUGUUUACAGAGACUGUAGAGACUUAGUGGUCUUGGGCCUUAGGUUUCGGCCUCUAACGUAAUCAUAAGCUAGUGUUUUAUUUUAAACAGACAAGUGCUGUAUGUGACAUAUUGUCAUAUUGUUAAUAAGACUUAAUACUGUGGGGUCUGUGAUAAAAUUAGCAGACCUUACACGGGUUCUGACGUGGUGACAAACUGUGUUGUUAGUUUGAGCGAUAUGUAGAGAAAUGUGUUGAGAAAUCAUUUUGUAAUCAGGAUACUCCUUUUUUUAAAGGUGUCCACAGAGAUACAGCUAAUUUACCAAAGAAAUGUAGAAUUGAUCUGUUACACUUUGUAAUUUUAAUAAUCUGAUGUGUCAUAGAUAGAUUGUGUUUUAUUUUGGCAGAAGAGCCUGUCAGACUGAAUUUAGUGUGAAACAACAGUUAUAACACGGACUUUUGGCAUGACGCUGUAACCCAACAGUGAUGCUUUAAAUUCAUCAUCAAGGUUUAUUAUACACUCUUUUUUAUUCACUUUUAUAAACUCUACAAUGGAUCUCGCUGUUCGCUGAACAAGCUGCUGACGUUUAACACUUUUUUUUCUCUCCAAUAAAAAAUGCAUCUUUUUGAUAUGUAUAUUUUAUGUGAUCAAGUCAUUGCAACGUGGCUUUUUAAUUCCUUAUAUGAUCUGGCCUUGACUGUAUAUUUGUUAUUGCACUGUAUAUAAAAGACUGAAUUAAGGCCAGGUUAUGUUUUUAACGUUGUGUAUUAAGUUGUGUGUUUGUGUUUUUCAAAUGUUAAGAGUGUGUAAA
Molecule: messenger RNA, 3166 nt
Organism: Epinephelus lanceolatus (giant grouper)
Lineage: Eukaryota; Metazoa; Chordata; Actinopteri; Perciformes; Serranidae
Source: RefSeq, a predicted model, not a curated record